Messenger RNA from Scaptodrosophila lebanonensis, 1491 nucleotides. It is a transcript of the gene Cpes, whose product is annotated as ceramide phosphoethanolamine synthase. Lineage: Eukaryota; Metazoa; Arthropoda; Insecta; Diptera; Drosophilidae. Bases 315 to 1445 code for a protein of 376 amino acids. The transcript has 2 exons. The record is from RefSeq and is a predicted model, not a curated record.
UUCGUAAACAUAUUAAUAAUAUUAACUCUUAAAUUGCAACAAACUUAUUGCGCUUUUAUCCAAAAACCGAAAGCACGAGUUAUCUUAAAAACAUAACUCUGAUACACCUGUGCCUGCAUGCAUAUGUAAAUAAAUAUCGUGAAAAAUCGUCAACCAGUUGCUUGGAUUCACAACAUUAAUAACAAUAUGCAUGUUUAACAAGUCUAUAUGGGGAUUAAAGCGAUUGUCCUGUAAUGAAACAUUUCAAUUUCGACACAUUUUUGAAAAUACUUUUGCGAAGAAUUUGAGCCCUGAAGCUACCUCAACGUCCCAAAAUGAUCGGGCCCAGCUCACAAAUAAGCAAAAUAUUGUUAACACUUCUUUUUCUGUUAAUCAUAUUUUAUGUAUUUAUGGAUGUUGAGCUUUAUCUGCGAGUACACAACUAUGCUAUUGACCGAAAUUAUCACAUUAAUGACUCCACGCAGUCAACAUUGUUGCCAGCACCAACGAACUUAGCAUCUGAUUUGAGCAGUACUCCGAAGUCGCCCACCGUCUUGAAAGAGCCGUCCUACGAAGAUUACACAUGGAUAUCUUGUGACAUAAAUCCACUGUGCCAUAUAACUGUGAAGGCGAUAUUGCUGGAUCACACGAAUCAUUACCUUUUUGCGCCGCUGGCAACAAUUUUUGAUAAUAUCAUUGGAUUUUCUCGAUCAACAUUUAUCACUCCUAACAUGAUUUCGUUUUUUCAUGUGGGCGUAGCUUGUGUUUCGGGAAAGCUCGUCUCAUCCGACAGCCUGGGAUACAGACGACUUGGUGUUUUACUCUUCCAAAUCAGAACAUUUCUAGAUGAUCUGGACGGACAUGUGGCUCGCGUAAGAAAAAAUAUUCGUGGUGAACGAUCGGAAAUUGGCACGUCAGGGUACUAUGUUGACGGUCUUUGCGAUGGUCUUGGAUGUAUUGCACUUCUAUUGGGCAUAUUUUUUUACCUGAAGAACAAUCCACCUCGAAGAGGAUACUCAAUCAUACCAAUGACUGAUGCCAAAACGCCUGAGACAGCAAUAAUACCUAAAAUGAAAGCAACUACGCGGAAAGUCGCAAAAAAUGUAAUCAGCUUUACAGGUCAACUUUUAUUGAGUUCGACGGCUUGGAAUCGUUACAUUGCUGUUUAUCAGAAUAUGCUGGAACGUAAUGAUGUUAGCAAUACCCAAUAUCAGUGCCAGAACUAUGUGUUUAAAUCGACGUGGUUCUUUUGUGUAGCCUGGAUGUGGCGUAUAGUUAACGUACAUGCCCUAUUGCAUUGCGUACUGCUUAGUAUAUUCUGCGACAAGUUGUGGGACUUUUUAAAAGCCAUACGUUGUAGUGGUUACAUUAUAUUAUUAGUUGCUAUUUGUUUAACCGAAAUGCACAUUUUGGAAGCCCAGAACUAUAUUUUUAAUUCGACAACGUGCAGUAACAUUUCACUGUGAUUUUAAUAUUGUUAUAAAAUAAAUACAAUAACGUUUGUGUACCGUA